Molecule: messenger RNA, 3567 nt
Organism: Tinamus guttatus (white-throated tinamou)
Lineage: Eukaryota; Metazoa; Chordata; Aves; Tinamiformes; Tinamidae
Source: RefSeq, a predicted model, not a curated record
GUGUUCCCGGGCAACAGCAAUGCCGACGGCGUGGUGCACCACAAGCUGCACUCACUGAAAGGCCGCUUCGUGCGCUUCGUCCCGCUCAAGUGGAGCCUCAGCGGGCGCGCAGGACUCCGAGUCGAGGUCUUCGGCUGCUCCUAUAAAUCAGAUAUAGCAGACUUCGAUGGCAGAAGUUCGCUCCUGUACAGGUUUAAUCAGAAACUUAUGAGCACAUUCAAAGAUGUGGUUUCAUUGAAGUUCAAGAGCAUGCAGGGAGAUGGAGUCUUGUUCCAUGGAGAAGGGCAGCGUGGAGACUACAUUACCUUGGAACUACAGAAAGGGAAACUCUCCUUGCACAUCAACCUGGGGGAUGCCAACCUGCAUUUCAGCAACAGCCACACGUCCGUCACCCUGGGCAGCCUCCUGGAUGAUCAGCACUGGCACUCGGUUCUUAUUGAGCGCUUCAACAAGCAAGUGAACUUCACGGUGGACAAGCACACCCAGCACUUCCGCACAAAGGGGGAUUCAGAUCACUUGGAUAUUGAUUACGAGCUCAGCUUUGGAGGGAUUCCAGUCCCAGGGAAACCAGGAACCUUUCAGAGGAAAAAUUUCCAUGGGUGCAUUGAGAACCUUUAUUACAAUGGAGUCAAUAUAAUUGACCUGGCAAAAAGGCGCAAACCUCAGAUCUACACAGUGGGGAAUGUGACCUUUUCCUGCUCAGAACCACAAAUUGUUCCUAUCACCUUUGUCAGUGCCAGUAGAAGCUACUUGCUGCUACCUGGCACUCCUCAAAUUGAUGGACUGUCAGUUAGUUUCCAGUUUCGAACGUGGAAUAAAGACGGUUUGCUCCUGUCUACAGAACUGUCUGAAAAUUCGGGACAUCUCCUCAUUUACCUCCAUGGCGGGAGGCUGACACUGCUUAUUCAAAAAGUGGCCGAGAAUCCAGUGGACAUCAGUGCAGGCACAAAUCUCCAUGAUGGCUUAUGGCAUUCAGUUUACAUCAGUGCCAGAAGACACCGCAUUACUCUGACCUUGGAUAACAACUCUGCCACAGCUGCCCAUGCAACUAUUGUCUCAAGGAUCUAUUCUGGGAACAGCUACUAUUUUGGAGGCUGCCCUGACAACUUCACUGAUUCCCAAUGUUUAAAUCCUGUUACCGCUUUUCAAGGCUGUAUGAGGCUCAUCUUUAUUGAUAACCAGCCCAAGGACCUCAUUUUAGUUCAGCAAGGUUCCCUGGGGAAUUUUAGUGAUUUACGCAUCGAUCUCUGUGGCAUCAAAGACAGAUGUUUGCCCAACUAUUGUGAACAUGGAGGAAAAUGUUCUCAGUCCUGGAGUACCUUUUACUGUGAUUGUAAUGAUACGGGCUACACAGGAGCUACCUGUCAUAACUCUAUCUACGAACAGUCAUGUGAAGCUUAUCGACACCAAGGGAAGACAUCAGGGUUUUUCAACAUUGAUUCAGACGGAAGUGGACCGCUUGGACCACUCCAUGUUUUUUGCAACAUAACAGAAGAUAAGAUCUGGACUGCAGUGCAGCACAACAACACAGAGCUAACCCGAGUCCGUGGAGCUGGUCCAGAGAAACCAUAUACUAUGUCCUUUAACUACAACAGCAGCAUGGAGCAGCUUGAAGCCAUGAUAAGCAAUGCAGAGUACUGCGAGCAGGAGGCAGCUUACCACUGCAAAAAGUCCCGUCUCCUCAACACUCCAAGUAAGAGGCCCCCGGCUUGGUGGGUUGGCCGUGCCAAUGAAAAGCAUCUUUACUGGGGAGGAUCUCUUCCAGGCAUUCAACAGUGUGCAUGUGGACUGGAAGAAAGUUGUCUGGAUAUGAGAUAUUUUUGCAACUGUGAUGCAGAUAGAGAAGAAUGGACAAAUGACACUGGCCUCCUUGCUUUCAAAGACCAUUUGCCUGUAACUCAGAUAGUGAUCACUGACACAAACAGAUCAAAUUCAGAGGCUGCUUGGAAAAUGGGCCCUUUGCGUUGCUAUGGAGACAGGCAGUUCUGGAACGCCGCCUCCUUCAACACUGAGGCCUCCUACCUGCAUUUCCCCACCUUCCACGCCGAGGUCAGCGCGGACAUCUCCUUCUUCUUCAAAACCACUGCCCUGGCUGGUGUCUUCUUGGAAAAUCUGGGAAUUAAAGACUUCAUACGGGUUGAACUAAGCUCCCCCAAGGAGAUCACCUUUUCUGUAGAUGUUGGAAACGGCCCCGUGGAAGCCACAGUGCAGUCACCCACACCACUGAAUGACAAUCAGUGGCACUACGUCCGAGCAGAGAGGAACCUCAAGCAAACCUCUCUGCAAGUGGACAGCCUCCCUAAGAAGGUCUUGGAGGCACCUGCAGAAGGCCACUUCCGUCUGCAGCUCAACAGCCAGUUAUUUGUAGGAGGAACAGCUUCCAGACAAAAAGGUUUUUUGGGAUGCAUCCGAUCUCUACAUUUAAAUGGGCAAAAACUUGACCUUGAAGAGAGAGCUAAAAUGACUUCUGGUGUUAAGCCUGGAUGUCCAGGACACUGCAGCAGUUACGGUAACCUGUGCCAUAAUGGAGGAAAAUGUGUGGAGAAAUAUAAUGGUUAUUCCUGUGACUGUACCAACUCAGCCUAUGAAGGAGCUUUCUGCAAAGAAGAGGUUUCUGCAUUAUUUGAAGCUGGCACUUCUGUUACUUAUCUUUUCCAAGAACCUUAUCCUGUCACAAAAAAUGCAAGUACUUCAAGUUCUGCCAUUUAUGCGGAUGCUGUCAUGUCCAAGGAAAACAUUGCAUUCAGCUUCCUCACAGCACAUACUCCAAGUCUUCUGCUGUAUGUCAACACCUACUUUCAUGAAUAUUUGGCUGUGAUUCUCUCCAAGAAUGGAAGUUUACAGGUCCGAUACAAGCUGAGUAAGGAUGGGCUCCUCAUUUUCACCAUUGACUCUGGAAACUUUGCCAACCGUGAGCUGCACCACGUGAAGAUUAACAGGGAAGGCAGAGAGCUCAUCGUUCAGGUUGAUCAAGUUCUGAAACUCAAGCACAACUUUUCUGAGAUUGAUUUUAAGGCCAUCAAAUCACUCACCUUGGGCAAGGUCACAGAUAGUUUGUCACUGGACCCCGAAGUCUCCAAGGCAAAUGCCUAUGGCUUCACCGGCUGCCUGUCUUCUGUUCAGUACAACCACAUUGCUCCGCUCAAGGCUGCCCUACGUCAUCCCAGCGUUGCUCCUGUGACCGUCAGAGGCUCCUUGACUGAGUCAAACUGUGCAUCCUUAAUGGAAACUGACGUGAACACCGUAACCACAAUAUAUUCCUCAUCAGAUCCUUUUGGGAAGACAGAUGAAAGGGAGCCUCUCACCAACGCAGUCAGAAGUGAUUCAGCUGUGAUUGGAGGUGUAAUAGCAGUUGUGAUAUUUAUCAUCUUUUGCAUCAUUGCCAUCAUGAGCAGAUUCCUCUAUCAGCACAAACAGACACAUCGAAGUAGCCAGGCAAAGGAGAAGGAAUACCCAGAAAACCUCGAGAGCUCCUUUAAAGCUGACAUUGACUUGCAGAACACAGUGAGCGAAUGCAAACGGGAAUAUUUCAUUUGAUGGACAAUACAAUAUCUUCUUAUUCUUUUU